Molecule: messenger RNA, 1937 nt
Organism: Brassica oleracea var. oleracea
Lineage: Eukaryota; Viridiplantae; Streptophyta; Magnoliopsida; Brassicales; Brassicaceae
Product: 4-coumarate--CoA ligase-like 7
Exons: 6
Coding region: 135-1754 (539 amino acids)
Molecular function (GO): CoA-ligase activity
Source: RefSeq, a predicted model, not a curated record
AUACUAACGUAACAUGUUAGACAUUCGUUUCUCAAAAAAAAACAUGUUAGACAUUCGACUUCUACGUCGAGAAAUCAUAAUAUAAAGAAAAGACUUUCCAUCUAAUCUUCCUCAUUCCUCUUCGAUCUGAAAAAAUGGAGAACUCCGGCUAUGGCAGAGACGGCAUUUACCGAUCACUUCGUCCUACCCUUGUCCUUCCCAAAGAUCCCAACACAUCUUUAGUCUCUUUCCUGUUCGGUAACACCUCUUCUUACCCGACAAAGCCUGCACUCGUUGACUCCGACACCGGCGACUCCUUGUCCUUCUCUCAGCUCAAAGCCGCCGUGUCUAGACUCGCACACGGGCUUCUCCGUCUAGGCAUCCGCAAAAACGACGUCGUGAUGAUCUUCGCACCAAACUCUCACCGGUUCCCUCUCUGUUUCCUCGCCGUAACAGCCAUCGGCGGCGUUUUCACCACCGUGAAUCCUUCUUACACUGUCAACGAGGUUUCGAAGCAGGUCAAGGACUGUAACCCGAAGAUCAUCUUCUCCGUUCAAGAACUGCUCGACAAGGUCAAGACUUUUGAUCUCCCCAUUGUCCUACUCGGUCAGAGUGAUCUUGACUCGAGUUCCAAGAUCCUCCCUUUGAACAACGUGAUGGAGCUGUCCGAGCCAGUUUCGGAUCUCCCUUGCGUGGACGUCAAGCAAUCGGACACAGCUGCACUGUUGUACUCCUCCGGAACUACGGGAAUGAGCAAAGGCGUGGAACUGACUCAUGGGAACUUCAUAGCAACGGCUUUGAUGGUGACGAUGGAUCAAGAUCUUAUGGGAGAGUACCACGGUGUGUUCUUGUGUUUUCUUCCCAUGUUCCAUGUAUUUGGGUUGAGUGUGGUUACUUAUGCACAGCUUCAGAGAGGGAACGCUGUGGUCUCCAUGGCGAAAUUCGAUCUCGAGAGGCUUCUUAAGAAUAUUGAGAAGUAUAGAGUCACUCAGCUUUGGGUUGUUCCUCCUGUGUUUCUUGCUCUUGCUAAGCAGAGUGUUGUGAAAAAGUAUGAUCUUUCUUCGCUUAAGUACAUUGGAUCAGGAGCUGCUCCUCUUGGGAAAGAUUCGAUGGAGGAGUGUGCAAGAAACAUCCCUAAUGUUGUGCUUAUGCAGGGUUACGCAAUGACUGAAACGUGUGGAAUAGUCUCUAUGGAAGACCCUAGACGCGGUAAAAGGAACUCUGGUUCAGCUGGGAUGCUUGCUUCAGGUAUUGAAGCUCAGGUGGUCAGUGUAGAAUCUGGAAAGCCUCAACCUCCAAAUCAACAAGGCGAGAUAUGGGUUCGAGGCCCUAACAUGAUGAAAGGUUAUCUCAACAACCCUGAGGCUAAUAAAGAAACUAUAGAUGAGAAUGGUUGGGUACAUACCGGAGAUCUUGGAUACAUUAACGAGGAUGGUAACCUCUUCAUUGUUGAACGACUCAAAGAACUUAUCAAAUGCAACGGCUUCCAGGUUGCACCAGCUGAGCUAGAAGGUCUUCUUGUAUCACAUCCUGAAUUACUAGACGCUAUCGUUAUCCCGUUCCCUGAUGUGUAUGCUGGUGAAGUUCCUAUUGCAUUUGUUGUACGGUCACCGAAUACCACGAUAACAGAGGAAGAUAUUCAAAAGUUCAUAGCCGAACAGGUUGCUCCUUAUAAAAGACUACGAAGAGUGAGCUUCGUUAGCAGUGUUCCAAAAUCUCUAGCUGGUAAACUCUUGAGAAGAGAACUUCGGGAGCAAGUAAGAUCCAAGAUGUGAAGAAGAAUCUUCUGUACCGAAGAACACAUAUCAGAAUCGCUGCCUUGUCUUCCUCUUUUCUCUACUAUUUCAAAUUAAACACACAACUCACUAUAAAGUGAAAUAAUAAUCCAAGAAUCAACGCAUGCAUUUAUCUUUUUCCAUAUUACUUAUUUCCAGUUAUUUCAUUGUCAACUCUUGUUU